AUGGGCGUUAUAAGAAAGAACGCAGCCUCCCGUGGCUCUGAUGGCGGAACAAAGUACCACUGUGACGUCUGCUCGAUCGAUAUAACCUCGACUGUGCGCAUCUCAUGUGCCAACCCGGCCUGUCGUGAGUACGAUCUAUGCGUCCCGUGUUUCGGCCAGGGCGAAAAGAGCAAGGGCCAUGAUCCCCAGACGCAUGAAUACCACGUUGUGGAGCAGAACUCGAUACCCAUCUAUACCGAUGAUUGGGGCGCUGACGAAGAGCUGUUGCUUCUGGAGGGCUCUGAAAGGUAUGGUCUAGGAUCCUGGGCCGACGUCUCGGAGCACAUUGGCGGCUACAGAGAGAAGGAUGAAGUCCGCGAUCACUACAUCAACACGUAUAUUGAUUCACCCCUAUUCCCACUACCUGCGCUGGCAGACCCGAAGGACACGCAGCUUUUCGAAAAGGUUCCGAAGGAGGAUUUCCAGGCACGGAAGAAGCGAAGAAUAGAGGAGCGGCAGGAGGUCGCCAAGAACGCCCCUCCAGCUACACCCAAGCAGAAGCCGACCGCAUCGGUACCGGCAUGUCAUGAGGUGCAGGGUUUCAUGCCCGGUCGACUCGAGUUCGAGACCGAGUUUGCCAAUGAUGCGGAAGAGGCCGUUCAGCAUAUGUCUUUUGAACCGGGCGAUGGCAUCGAUCCGAUCACGGGGGAAAUGGAUGAGGAGACCACCCUCAAGAUGACUGUCUUCGACAUUUACAACUCGCGGCUCAUGUCACGCACAGACAGGAAAAAGAUCAUCUUCGAGCACAACCUGCUUGACUACAAAAAGAACCAACUCCUCGAUAAGAAGCGAACGAAAGAAGAGAAAGACUUGAUGCACAAAGCUAAACCAUUCGCGAGGAUGAUGAACCAUGAAGAUUUUGAGGCAUUCAACAAGGAUUUGCUCACCGAGCACAACCUAAGGAUCGCUAUUUCAACACUGCAAGAGUGGAAGCAGAUGGGAAUCACAGAUCUCAAACAUGGCGAAAAGUUUGAAAGCGACAAGCAAGCGCGGGCUGCCCGCAAUCAACCACAAGGCCAAUUCGAUCGCAUGCCACAAAUUCCGAAGAAGGGUCAGCAGCAACAGCAGGGAGACAUACCCACGGAGGCGUCGAAAUUAAUUACCCCCGAACUCCCCCUUCGGUUCCAGAAGAAGCCCAAGACGGUACCGGUGUUCGCUGAUUCGAAGCCAGCGGUGGAGAAUGACUUCGAUAAGAUGUUCGCGGAAUCGACUGGUGCAGAUACGCCAUCGCAAAAACCCAAGGUGCGCCACGUGAUACAGCCUCUUAGUGGAACUACGCCGUGGAGGCUCGAAGAUGAUAAGUCUGUCGCACCCGACCUGCAGUUGCUCAGCGAGGAAGAAAUUCAACUAUGCAAUGCUGUGCAUAUUCGACCGAAGCCGUAUCUUGCACUAAAGGAGGGUCUGCUGCGGGAGGCAAUGAAGCAAGGUGGGCAUAUGAAGAGGAAAGAAGCCAAAGGGGUAUGCAAGAUCGAGGGGAACAAAGCAAGCAAGAUUUACGACUUCAUGAUACAUUCGGGCUGGAUUGCGAAAGCAUAG
This is a messenger RNA of Cyphellophora europaea CBS 101466, 1575 nucleotides long. RefSeq lists its product as uncharacterized. Gene Ontology annotation, cellular component: nucleus; SAGA-type complex. The record is from RefSeq and is a predicted model, not a curated record. Gene Ontology annotation, molecular function: chromatin binding; zinc ion binding; transcription coactivator activity. The coding region runs from base 1 to 1575 and encodes 524 amino acids. Gene Ontology annotation, biological process: chromatin remodeling; regulation of transcription by RNA polymerase II. Lineage: Eukaryota; Fungi; Ascomycota; Eurotiomycetes; Chaetothyriales; Cyphellophoraceae. The transcript has a single exon.